UUCUCGAAGCGCUGGAAAAUUACCUUCCGUUUCCGCGCGCUGUCGUGCGCGCUGUCGUGGUCUGAGUAACCUGGCCUUUUCAUAAGACAACAUGGCGGCAUCAGCUCCACCAGCAUAUCACGACGUUGUUUCUUCAGACGAGGCGAGCUCGUUCAGAAAUGCGGUACCAGCUACUCAAGUGGCGCUACAUGUUUCUUGCAGGAAUCUUGCAGAUAUGGACGUGUUCUCAAAAUCUGAUCCAAUGGUGGUUAUGUACACUCAAGCAAUGGGAAGUAAAGAAUGGAGAGAGUUUGGGCGAACAGAACACAUCAUGAACACACUAAAUCCAGACUUUGUCAAGACGUUUGUCAUCCACUAUUUCUUUGAAGAAAUGCAGAAGUUACGCUUUGAAGUGUAUGAUAUAGAUAAAAAUUCUCCCAAGCUCUCAGACCAUGAUUUUAUUGGAGCUGUUGAGUGCACAUUGGGAUCAAUUGUUGGAGAGUUUGGUGGAAAGCUUCAAAAACCCUUGAUAAAUUCAAAGCUUAAGAAGCCUGGAACGAUAAUUGUGACUGCUGAAGAACUCAGUGAUUGCAAAGAUGUGGUAAUACUUCAAUUUAAAGGCCACAAGCUUGACAAGAAAGACUUCUUUGGAAAGUCAGAUCCUUUCUUAGUGUUCUACAGAUGUAAUGAAGAUAACAGUGAUACUGCAGUUCACAGAACAGAAGUUAUCAAAAACACGUUGAAUCCAACUUGGAAGCCAUUUACUGUACAUGCCAGGGCACUUUGUAAUGGAGAUUAUGAUCGGUCCAUCAGAGUGGAAUGUUACGACUGGGACAGAGAUGGGGGGCAUGACUUGAUUGGAAUAUUUUCCACAACCAUCAAUGAGCUAAACUCAACUCGUGGAAUGACAUUUGAGAAUGGUAAUCCUCACAAUCCAAUGUGUGAAGGAAUAGAUGGUGUUACAGCAGCUUAUUAUCACAGUAUACAGAGAGUGCAGCUCUAUGGUAAUGAACCAUGUCCAUCAAUCUGUAGGGUCCUUCCUGUCCUUAAAAAAUUAAAAAUUCUUUCAGGCCUUUCAAUUAACUUUUUAUUAAUGAGUUUGAGAAGUGUACUUAGACUGUUUCAAGGUUGGCAUAUUUUCAGACAAUAUUUGGUACCCUUAAUUUAUUGUUCUUUUUCGUUUUUAAUGACAGCCAUGGAAGAACUUGAUGGUGACACAGUCCGUUUGUCGUCACGUGGGAGAUAUGCAGAGAGAGACAUAGUACAGUUUGUCCCUUUCCGUGACUACAUUGGACAAGCUGGUAAUGUCAUAAGCGGGGCUCGAUUGGCAAAAGAUGUGCUGGAAGAACUUCCAGACCAGUUCCUAGACUACAUGAAAAAACACAAAGUCAAACCAAGGCCCCCGCAAUACCACUUUGCUGCCACGGCUGUGGUUUAAGAAGGGAAAGUUAUUUGGAGAUUAUAUAGUGGAAAACAUGUAAUGGAAAAUAUUUUAUAAUAUAGUUAUGCUAUUCAGGCUGUCAGUAGAUUGUAGUAUGGGCCCUGCAACCUGAAUCCCAGGGAGGAGCCUGGGAUCAAGGCUGGGGCCCUCCCUUGUCCCCAAGUGCUGUCGAUGACUGCUAGUGCACUGCUAGAUGGUUAGGUCACAAAGUGCAAAUUGGUAGGGCAACUUAGAUUUUUGAGAGUUCAAAAGGUAGUGGAUAUAUGUGCAUAACAAGUUAUGUAAAAUAAGGCAUACCGCAAGGCUGUGGUCUAAGAAAAAUUACGAAGAGCGCAAUUGUUCCCAGCCAUGAAAUCCUGGGUGCCCAGCACUUAAGCUUAUAAGUAAGUUUUUCCAGUGGCCCAAGGGCAAAAGUUAGCAACCUGUGGCACCUGGGCACUUCUAGAGCACAGCCCUGUAUUGCAGUAAUAUUAUGAUUAUUGUGGUAAUUUAUAAGAGUUCGAAUAUUGUAUUAGAAAUUCAGUUUGCUAGAUAUGUAUUUUUAUUAAAAUAUUAACUUUCCAUUUGAUAUAUACAACAGUGUGUAAAUUUAACUCUUAGUGUAAUAUGCUACAUAAACAUUUAGUGAAACGUUUUCAUCGGGUUGAUGUUUGUAUUUUAAUAAACGAUCUCUGUGUUGUUACAGGAGAACUUAGUGUAAGAAUUUUCCUACAAGAGUGAAAAUAGAUUUUACUUAGUUAAAUGCAACUGUCUGAUAUUUUGACGGUGUAAACUGAGCAUUAGUUUUUUAUUUCUCACUACAAACUACACCAGGUAGAGAACUAUUCUAAGAACUUUUCAGUAUUUUCUUAAAUAGUAUUUCUGUAAUGACAGUACUGUAACUGUCAGUUUUAUUUGUUUUUGGUACAAAACAGCAAGAUACUCAGAGAGUGACUACAGUUUAGAAGGUAGGAGUUCAGAGUAGUAUAGGAGGGUAGGUUUGUACCAGAAUUUAUCAUAUGUUAAGGAACUGCUGUAAUUUUUGUUUGGUUGACUUCAUUUAUGCCUUAAGAAAUAUUACUUUUACGUAUUCAAAAUACAUUAUUCCUUUCGCCCUGACCAGAGCUAAGAUAUAAAUAUUUCUCCCAAGUAUUCUGUAUUUAAGUAAGAUAAAAUAGUUAUAUUACACUAUUUCAUAACAAUUGAAACUUUGUAAAACAAGAUAACAGAGUGAAAAAUUGGGUCCACUUGUAAUUUUGGAGUAAGAGUCCUCUGGAAGUACAUAGUUCUUUGCAGGAAAAAUAAAGCUUCCAUUUUCAAGUUUUGAA
This is a messenger RNA of Orbicella faveolata, 2727 nucleotides long. RefSeq names its product copine-8-like. Gene Ontology annotation, biological process: cellular response to calcium ion. Gene Ontology annotation, molecular function: calcium-dependent phospholipid binding. Lineage: Eukaryota; Metazoa; Cnidaria; Anthozoa; Scleractinia; Merulinidae. The record is from RefSeq and is a predicted model, not a curated record. Gene Ontology annotation, cellular component: plasma membrane.